Messenger RNA from Panicum hallii, 850 nucleotides. RefSeq lists its product as uncharacterized. The transcript is spliced from 3 exons. Lineage: Eukaryota; Viridiplantae; Streptophyta; Magnoliopsida; Poales; Poaceae. The record is from RefSeq and is a predicted model, not a curated record. Bases 86 to 487 code for a protein of 133 amino acids.
UUACAUGAUUCAGAAAAGGAUUGAUGUUCUUUCUCCUGGAGUGAAUGAAUGUGACCUGUAGAGCAGCUAGUCUGUCACUGCUGCUAUGAACUUUUUCCCCGGCAACCUCUGCGUCACAUGUACUCCAUGCAGGGAAAGGGAAGUCACCAGAUCACUUCUUACCCGGAGAAACCUUCCAUCAAUCAUCAACGGGCAGCAUCAAAUAUUUGCAUUCCAGGACAGAGAGCAUCUUCCUUUUCUUUGUCUCCACCAGCCAGCAACGCAAAUUUUCUUUAGGACCUCCAGGCUCCAAUCAGAAAUCUUUGCUCCAAUCCAAAGAAAAAGCAUGCUGGCACCUGUGAAGAAGUUCGCAAUCAGUCGAGAGAAUCAGACCUUCUGUGCAGAUGAUUGCCUCGGCUGUGGUAUGCUUUCUUCACUGGCCGUGUUCCGACGCAAAGCGAAGCGCAACUGCAACAUGCACAUGUUCAGUAAACCUUGGUCUGGGUGAUCUGUACAAGUCGGCUUUUCCUGAUGCUCAGAAGCUUCCGUUGUUCUCUUGUGAAGAUUUUCUGGGGCUUUAUGGUCUUUUGAGUUUGCUAGAGGCUGGAGCGAACAAAUGGAAACGCGACGCGAGUGUGUUCACGAAGAUUUGAGUGCUUCAGUGUUGUCAGGAUCACCACUUCACACAAUUAUGAAGAAACUGAUGUGCAGAAAAUUGCUCAUUAUUUCGACAACGCAUUCCUUUAAUUGGAGGUUUUGAGUCAUUCAUGAACUUACCCAUCACUCGUUUUCGCGAUUUUCUAAGAGCUCCCUUUCCCCUUUGCUCCAGAUGCAUGUAUAGGAAACAAUUGAAUCAACAGAAUAUCUGCAC